CAACAAUCCUAGCGCACAGAAAUUCGCUAGGGAAGGGGUUGAUGAACAUGAAUUUCAAUGCAAUAAUAUAUUUUAAAGUCUCCCGAAACGACUUGGGCUAUUUUUCUUUGUAUGCUUUUGUUGGCCGACCAGUUGUUAUCGUAGCAUUCGUCUAUAAUAUUAUUGACAACCGAGUUUACCAAAACUGUCUCGCUUGGAUAACACAGCUAGCUAGCCAGCCAGAUAAUGUUAGCUGUUUCAGACAGGGGCGAUUGUGAUUUGUUGUCGGUGUUUUGUUGAUCAGAACUCAUAGUUUGUCACAUUGACAUUGGAAUAACGUUAUUUUAAACUGGCUAACUACGUUAGUUGGUUAACUAUUGUUUAAAAGUCAAGCUACAGGCAGCUAACUUACUAGCUAGCUUUUUUUAGGCAGCUGUCAGCUAGGUUAUUUUAUUUUCGAGCUAGGUAGCAAUUAGGAAGCUAGCUAACAAGGGAAGUAAUUUGUUUGAUUCUAAACAGCUGGCUAUUUUUCCCAGUUGUGGUUUCAAGUUGGUGCCAGUUUGCACAUUCAUGUUAGUGUGGUUAGCUAUAUGUUUCAGGGAAGUUGUCUUGCCAAACAUUUGUUUUAUUGCAUACAUUGAGUUUUUAGCUUUACUUUGCUGUAACGUAUUUAUUCUGUCAGUGUUAUAAUGUUCACGAAGCCAGUUAUAACCGUACUGUAUGUUAUUGUCAAGAGCAGGUUGACUUAAAAUAGCCGGAACAAACAUUCAACCAUAUUGCCUCACAUUACUAUAUUUGCAAUGUGUCACAUAUGGACAUUUUUGUUUUAAAUGUGUGGAAUGCUGCAGUAAUUGUUGGCUAAUAAGCUGUAAGAAGUUGUAGUGGAUCUUGAACCUUUACAGGUCAAUUGAACCACUCACCAUGCAACCCUGUUAAAAAGUCUACUUACAUCAAGUUGUCUAUGUUCUAGCUGUUGUGUAGGUCUAUAAAGCACACAAUAUUUAAUACUACGGUCAUGUGUUAUCACAAACUACUUAAUUGAUAUUUAUUUACUCUUCUUUUGGGUCUAUUUGGCGUUAUAGUCAAAUUACUCCAGCUAGCAUAAAACUGUUCAGAUUUGGCUUGUGAAGGAAAAAUGAGUGGUCAUGGUUCAUCAGAAAAGGAAAUUAACACCAGUCUAAUUUGUCAAGAGAGCUAUGCUUGUGGGGGCUCAGAAGAGGCUGCUUUUGAAUGUGAUGAAUGUAGAAGCUUGCAGUGUGUUCGCUGUGAGCAGGAACUCCAUAGUCAAGAGGGCCUGCAGAACCAUGAACGGGUAGCAAUAGGCCCAUGGCAUGUACCCUACUGUGACAACUGUAGAGGAGGGAAGGAAAGGCCAGUGAAUGGCUGCCGCCACAGGUCUGUCGUCCGCUGCCAGAACUGCAAAGUCAACCUGUGCCAACCGUGUCGGAAAAGCACCCACAAUGGAGGUAACAAGAGGAAGCACCCACUCACUGCCUAUCCUCCUCCACCCAAACCUGCAGAGCUCAACUCAACCCCUUCACCCAAACCUGCAGAGCUCAACUCAAACCCUCCACCCAAACCUGCAGAGAUCAAUUUAAGCUUAUUGGUAGACGAGGCAGAAGUCCAGAAGGCAAAACUUCUGGAGAAAGUCUGCAGUUUUCUUCUGGUUGAUGCGAAUGAGGAGAUGCAGGUAAAGGACGAUGGCGCGUUUGUGAAGAAAUUGAACUGCAAACCUGACAAGCUGAUCAAGGUGGUGUCCAUCUUUGGCAACACAGGAGAGGGCAAAUCCCACACUCUGAACCACACUUUCUUCAUUGGCAGGGAGGUGUUCAAGACCUCCCCCACACAGGAGUCCUGCACAGUGGGGGUGUGGGCAGCAUUUGACCCCAUCCACAAGGUGGUGGUCAUUGACACAGAGGGCCUGCUGGGUAACAGCUCCAACCAGGGCCAAAGAACACGACUCCUUCUCAAGGUGCUAGCUAUCUCCGACCUCAUAAUCUACCGUACCCAUGCCGACCGCCUCCAUGACGACCUCUUCAAGUUUCUGUGUGACGCGUCGGACGCCUACCUGAAGCAUUUUACCAAGGAGCUGAAGGCCACUACGGCCCGCUGUGGCAUUGACGUGCCUCUGUCCACCCUGGGUCCGGCCGUCGUCAUCUUCCAUGAGACCGUCCACACCAAGCUGCUGGGCUCAGGAACAGGAACACGCUGUCAUGCAUGUCGAUCCAGAGCAUCCCAAACAUUCUCAAUGGGUGAUAUGUCUGACAACUCAUCAGAGUCUGUAGAUCGGUUGCUACUUGAGCGGUUCAGGAAGCUAGGCCGUUUCCCAGAGGCAUUUAGCUCCAUCCAGUACCGAGGCACGCGUACCUGCAGCCCCCCAACCGACUUUGGUGGCCUGCAGCACACCCUGGAGCAGCUGCUGGACAACAACGCCACCCGCUCCCCUCGCUCCCCAGUCGUCAUCUUCAAAGCCUUGCAGGCCCUGAGUGAGCGCUUCAAUGGGGAGAUCUCUGAUGAGAUCAUAGCCCACAAUUGCUUCUUCCCCGAUGAGUAUUUCACCUGCUCCUGCCUCUGCCUCAGUUGCGGCUCUGGCUGCAAGAACAGCAUGAACCACCUUGGGGAGGGGGUGUGUCAUGAGGCCAAACACCGCUGCCGUUACUCACCCCAAUACGACAAUCGCAUCUACACCUGUAAGGCCUGUUACGAAGGGGGAAAGGAAGUGGUGGUGGUUCCCAAGACCUCUGCGUCCUCAGACUCUCCGUGGCUGGGCCUUGCUAGAUUUGCUUGGUCAGGGUACGUGAUUGAAUGUCCAAACUGUGGGGUGAUCUAUCGGAGCCGGCAGUACUGGUAUGGGAACCAGGACCCAGUGGAUACGGUGGUCCGCACUGAAAUCCAGCAUAUAUGGCCUGGGGCAGAUGGAUUCCUGAAGGACAAUAGCAAUGCAGCACAGCGUCUGCUGGAUGGUGUUAACUUCAUGGCCCAGUCUGUGUCAGAGCUCAGUGUGAAGCCUGCCAAGGCCGUCACCUCCUGGCUAACGGAUCAGAUCGCCCCGACCUACUGGAAACCCAACUCCCUCAUACUGACAUGCCUUAAGUGCCAAGAGGUCUUCCAAGACAACGAUACCAAGCAUCACUGCCGUGCCUGUGGGGAAGGGUUCUGUGACACAUGCUCGUCCAAAGCCACGCCUGUCCCAGAGAAAGGCUGGGGUCUGGUCCCCGUGAGAGUCUGUGACACCUGUUUUGAGCAGAGGGCCACACAUACAGAGCUGUUGCAUGCAGAGGUUGAAGAUGAGGAAGGUGGAAACCUAGCCAGGAAGGUUGGAGAAGCAGUAUCAAACACACUGGGCGCCGUGGCUACUGCUAUUGACAUCCCACUGGGUCUGGUCAAGGAUGCUGCGCGUCCUACCUACUGGGUGCCUGACCAGGAUAUCCUCUCUUGCCACAACUGCCAGUGCAGCUUCACUGCCAAGUUGUCCAAGCACCACUGUCGCGCCUGCGGGCAAGGCGUGUGUGACGAGUGCUCGCUGGAACGUCGGCCGGUCCCGUCGCGGGGCUGGGACCACCCCGUCCGUGUUUGUGCUAACUGCAACCAGAAACCUGGAGACCUUUAACGGGGCUGGCCCUCUUCCCUUACAACACUGGACUGAACCACCUCUAGACCCUCCACCCACCCCUUAUAGACCUCCAUUAAAUGGUUCUGUCCCGUGUCUGUGGCAAGUGUGUUUUUAGUAAAUCUAGUUUUAGGGUUUCUGAUGCCUUGUAGAACAACAGGAACAUCUAUGUAAUUUGUCAUCAAGAGUGAGCCAGGAAGAUAUUUUGAGCUCUUCAUUUACCCAAAUCACAGCUUUUUUUAAAUGGUUUAAAAAUAUUUUUCUACCAUGGAAAAAAAGUACAUUUGUAGCAUGUUAGCAAUGUUCUUUUCUUGAGAAACCUGGGGAGGGGGUUAGUUUUAAUCAAUACUUUCCAUAAGGCCUUGUUUUACUGAUGUUACUGCUAAUGUUGAGGGGAUAAUGGGGUCAGUGAAGUCCCUGCUGCAGGUUAAUUGCAUGCUCUACUACACUAUUUUAGGUUUGCUCUAAGUCUGUUGCAGCUUUACAAAGCUGCUGCUUAUCAUAGCCAGAAAAAUACAAAAAAACAAAGAUUUGACUUAGAUUUGAGUGUGCAUGACCACCCAUAUCCCAUUUUUCAACCAGUCUGUCAAGAGUUAGUCAACUUUAGAUUUAGGAUAUUUGGUCUACAAAUAGCCUUUUGGGUUACUGUUUCUGUUGACACUAACUUCAUAUUUACUUCAGAGGUUAUGGUUCUAUGAAGACAUGGAAUUAUGCUAGAAGGUGAAUUCAGGAUUUUAGAAACUUUGUUUUGUAGAAAACAAUUGUUUAGUUUGAGUCUGAAAGAUGCAUAGCCUUUGAGAUGUUCAGAGGGUCUGGUGAUCUCUGAAUAAAUCAAUACCUAACCUCAUUGUUAUAUUUUAACUUAUACUGGGUGGUAUUUUUGUAAUGUAUCUGACCAUUUCUGUUACUUAAGUGUAUACACAUGAUGUGCAUUAUGCACAUAGAAUUUGAAUGGUGUGGCAGUUACUACCGUUUGUUUGAAUCUUGUUUGAUCACCAUAAGCAUCGGCUGGUGGGACAAUGAACUCAGCAUUUGUUUUCAGCCCUCUGCUUCUGUUGCAUUAUUUGUCAUCCAUGUUAAAGAUUGCAGUGUCAAAUAGAUUGCAUGCUCAUUCUUUCAUAUUUUGUGCUUUUUAAUAAUUGAGAGAUGAUAUGCUAUAUGUAGACAGUAAGUCAUCUUAAGUUAGUUUAAUGUGGUUUUAUUUCUGAAUAGUGUUAUUGGUAUAUUUGAGUUCAAUUGCUUUCUUGACUGGAAUCUGUUGUCCUUUAUUCAUACAACACUUGGAUAUGCACAGUCAGCUAGCAUUUAUACCUUAACCAUUUCACUUUGAUGGUUAGAUGAAUAAGAGGCUGAAAUGUCAGAACCCAGGGAACAAUAUUACCUGGAUACAUGCCAACCAAGCAGAUAUGUUUAUUUCCUUUAUGUGUUUGGAAAAAAAGGAAAAUUAAGAAAAAAAGGUUGUCCUGUAAGCAUGUAAGAGAUAAUUGUCAUUUUGUUAGAUUUCUAUUUUAUUUUUGCCCUUUUGUCUAAGCUGUAACCCUAGAUGGUGAGGUGUAGAAAUUACGAUAGAAUCUGCCUUGUCUGCUGUCAAAAUGUUUAUCUGAUUGAAUGAUGUCAUUGUAUGAAACUAAGUCAUGUCUGUGCUGCUAAUAUUGCACAGAAUAAUAGCCAGGAAUGUCAGCUAUGUCCCCAUCUAGUCCUUUGUUUUCCAAACCUAUUGCUUGAGAGAGACCUUUGUGACAGAAAUGAUAAUGGAUUGAAUUCUCGACACUCCUAAUGCACAGACAAAGAGGUAUGAAACACUAUGUAAUGCUGUUAUUGAACAUAAGAUCAUGAAAAAGUGUGGAUGUCUGCAUAUUGACAAUGUCCAUAAGUGGUGGAAUAACUAUAUUAAAGUCUUAUCAGCUCA
Oncorhynchus masou masou (cherry salmon) is the source of this 5498-nucleotide messenger RNA. RefSeq names its product zinc finger FYVE domain-containing protein 1-like. Gene Ontology annotation, molecular function: 1-phosphatidylinositol binding; phosphatidylinositol-3-phosphate binding; phosphatidylinositol-3,4,5-trisphosphate binding. Gene Ontology annotation, cellular component: lipid droplet. Gene Ontology annotation, biological process: lipid droplet formation. Bases 1115 to 3589 code for a protein of 824 amino acids. The record is from RefSeq and is a predicted model, not a curated record. The transcript has 12 exons. Lineage: Eukaryota; Metazoa; Chordata; Actinopteri; Salmoniformes; Salmonidae.